GGGCGCAGAGAAAGACUCGCCCCUGAAUGACUCCGACCUCAAAAUCUGCACUGAAGACAUGAACUUUUAUAACUUCAUGUUCGUCACGUGCAGGGCACCGUGAGCCAUGGUUGUGACGUCUCAGGUGCUGAGGGGUUUGCCCCGAGCCAAGGUACUGGCCCCCUGUCUGUUAUCAUCCCAACACCAGCUGCCCCACUAUGGGCCCUCUUCUCGCAAAUCACCAUGGAGACGUGCUUUGGGCUCCAGGAGUUACCAGACGAGCUCUAUGCAGCGCAGCUACAUUCUGACCCCUCCUCAGGUCAACUCCAUUCUGAAAGCCAAUGAGUACAGCUUCAAGAUUCCCGAGUUUGAUGGGAAGAAUGUGUCGGCAGUGACAGGUUUUGAGAGUAACCAGCUCCCAGCGAAUGCUCCAAUAGAAGACCGGCGCAGUGCAGCCACAUGUCUGCAGACACGAGGAAUGUUACUGGGAGUGUUCGAUGGUCACGCUGGCUGUGCAUGUGCUCAGGCUCUGAGUGAGCGCUUGUUCUAUUACAUUGCUGUGUCUUUGCUGUCCCAUGACACCCUGUGUGAGCUGGAGGCAGCGGUGGAUGCCGGCCGCGCCCUGAGUCCCAUCCUGCAGUGGCACAAACACCCAAACGACUACUUCAGCCGGGAGGCACAAACGCUGUACUUCAACAGCCUCAGGACGUACUGGCAGGAGCUCAUAGACCUAACGAGUCCAGGGGAGGUCCCAGACACACGGGAGGCUCUGUUAAAUGCCUUCAAGAGACUGGACAAUGACAUGUCGUUGGAGGCUCAGGUGGGAGACCCCAACGCCUUCCUGCACUACUGGGUCCUGAGAGUGGCCUUUUCUGGAGCUACAGCCUGUGUGGCUCACAUUGAUGGGCCAGAUCUUUAUAUAGCCAACUCCGGUGACACUCGGGCUGUGCUGGGGGUGCAGGAGGAGGAUGGUACUUUUAGUGCUCACACUCUUUCCAAUGACCACAAUGCUCAAAACGAGAGUGAAGUGGCUCGGAUCAGGGGCGAGCAUCCUCCAUCAGAAAAAAAGACUGUAAUUAGACAGGAUCGCCUGCUGGGCCUUCUCAUGCCUUUCCGUGCAUUUGGUGACGUAAAGUUCAAAUGGAGCAUUGAGCUGCAGAAGCGUGUGUUGGAGUCUGGGCCUGACCAGCUUCAUGAAAACGAGCACACAAAGUUUAUUCCCCCGAACUACCACACGCCCCCUUACCUCACUGCGGAGCCAGAGAUCACCUACCACCGACUGAGGCCACAGGACCGCUUUCUGGUAAUUGGCUCAGAUGGACUUUGGGAGACUCUUCACAGACAGGAGGUGGUCCGCAUCGUGGGGGAGUAUCUAACGGGAGUGCACCAGCGUCAGCCUCUCAAGGUGGGGGGCUACAAGGUCACACUGGGACAGAUGCAGGGGCUUCUGGAGGAGAGGAAGGCGCGCAUGUCCUCUGCUUUUGAAGACCAGAACUCUGCAACACACCUGAUGCGCCAUGCGGUCGGCAACAACGAAUUUGGAACAGUGGACCACGAGAGGUUGUCCAAAAUGUUGUCUUUACCUGAAGAGCUAGCUCGUAUGUAUAGAGACGAUAUUACCAUUAUAAUAAGUCAGUUUAAUCCUCAUGUAAUCGGAGCUGAAUGACAAGAAGAGCAGUCCUCAGUAAUGGCUAUGAACUGUCGGCCUAUGAGCACUUUUUGCAAAUAGUCCUGGGACAUGUCUGCAAGAGUUAAAAUGACUAAAGUUGCACUAUAACUUUGGUGGAGAGAUUUAACUUAUAUUAUGAAUUUAUUCAAUUAAUGCUUGUAGGCAAUUUUAAUGGCAUAUUGUGGAAGAAUCUAGGUGAAGCAAUAACAUCUCCAUGGAGUCAAGCAGGUGGCAGAACCUCCUUCAGAAAUGUUGCAUAGUGCUUUUUAAAUUCAGAACUUUUAUUAUAAUUUAAGUUUUAAUUGAAUUUUAAUAGUUUGUAAUCAUGCUACUGUUGGACUUGGAUUAUUUGAGUAAUUUUUUAAACUUUCCUCGCUAAAUUACCAAUUUUCUGAGAAAUUCCUGAAGUUUUAUAAUCCUAAUCGUAAAUACAACUAGAUUCAUUUUAACUCAUGUAGACAUUGAUUCUUGUUAGUAAAUCUGUUCUUUAAAAAAAAAUACAGUUUGAGUAUAACACGAUAUAACAUUAUUUAUAAAAGGGUUUGUACAAUGCUGUUUUUGUGGUAACUAGUUUCAUCUUGUUUUUUUUGCAAAAAUAUUUUAUGCAUAUUUUUCUGUUACUAUCUCAUUUGUGCCAAAAUGGCCAUGCUUUUGUUUGAUGAAUGACUUUAGCAUAUUCCAAAGAGGCUGCACUCUAAACACUUUUGAUGCUACUUCUGCAACACUACAUUCAUGCUUGUAUUUUAAAAUGUAUUUUAAGUCCCAUUUUUAGCACAUGCAUACCUCCAAAUGUGGUUUAUUUUAUCUUGCAGGUCAUUUGAAUUUUAUGCUUUUCACAUAUAUAAGGGAAUGUAUCUGUUUCAGUAAAUGUUGGGUUAAAUGUAUGAAGAUGAAAAGUUGGUUUCCAAAAAGUGCCAAAAGAAAUGUAACAUAUGUUUUUGAUAGUCCAGUUUUUUAUUGUUUUAUCUUUUGAAAUGAAAAGGAAGUGUUUUUUUUUUUUUUGUUUUUUUUUUUUUUUUUGUGCAACUAAAAUUUUUAUGCUUUAUACAGUUAUCAAAAGUUGCAUUUAUUGUUACCUAUAUUUAACUGGCUAUAACUUUGUCUCCAUGUUAUUGCAAUGCCUGGAUCGUUCAGCAGUAUGACAUUAAACUGUGACUUGCUAUUUUUACUUCUGAAAUGCACUGAAAAGCAUGCGUUCUUUUUGAGAGCACGGUCGCCUCUCCACAGAUGUAACCUGAAACUGAAUACAUGCAGGAUAGGUUUAAUGCCAUACUGUGGAAUAUUCUAGGCUAAUCAAUAACAUCUCCAUGGACACAAACCCUCAACCAGAGAAGUUACAUUGUGCACCUUUAAACCAUAUAACAUUUUUGAAGUUUGUUGAUGCUGUUACCUUCCACUAAAAUACUUGCAGUACAUAAUGCUGUCAUGUACUUAUUUAUUAAACACUAUGUAACUUUUAUUCAUGUUAUGUAAGUUUCUGUAUACAUUGCUUCAUGGGUAUGUUUUUGCAGGGGCCCAAUAAAUAAUAACUGCACAUUUA
Periophthalmus magnuspinnatus is the source of this 3188-nucleotide messenger RNA. It is a transcript of the gene pdp1, whose product is annotated as pyruvate dehydrogenase phosphatase catalytic subunit 1. The record is from RefSeq and is a predicted model, not a curated record. Gene Ontology annotation, molecular function: cation binding; protein serine/threonine phosphatase activity. Bases 107 to 1645 code for a protein of 512 amino acids. NCBI's taxonomy places the organism in Eukaryota, Metazoa, Chordata, Actinopteri, Gobiiformes, Gobiidae. Gene Ontology annotation, biological process: protein dephosphorylation. The transcript has 9 exons.